GCCCAGAGACGCCCCGACAUGAGGCACCGGGAGCCCACCGGCGGCCGGCUCCUGGCGGCCGGGCGGGCUCAGGCUCGCUCCGUUGGCAGGGCAACCGCCGCACGGCGCUGCCGGAGGGUCGGGCCCCGCCUUCCGUUACCCGGGUAACGGGGCGGUGGGCGGGGUGAAGUUCAAUGGCGGCCGAAUCUGGCAGCGAGAGAGGGGCAGCAGCAGCGGUCUACCGGACUCAGGAUCCCGUCCAAAACCUCCGCAUCCGUGUAUGGCUUCAGCGGGUCACCCCAACAACACUCUUCACCCAACAUUUGCAACCUGUUUCUUCCUCCAAGCAAAAUGUCAUCGAAAUGUCUACAUUCGACACAGUGACUUCAGAAAGCAUCACUGAUGGUUAUCGGACAGAUGACCAAGAAGAGGUUGUAGUAGUGCAAGAGAAGCUAUUCAGCCAGUUUGAAAUUGACCUGUUCAAGAAUGAACAUGCCUGCCAGAGUCCGCUGGACUAUCAAUACCGUAAUGAGAUCCUGCGCCUGGAUGAAACUGAAGGGAGAAAGAAUCGCAGAAUCUUUACCUACACUGACUUUGACCGCUACACCAGCAACUGAAGAGCACUCUAAGAGGUGACUACAUCAGCAAAGGAGACUCCAUCCUACCUAACAGAGAGAAUGUCACACGUUCGACGCAGGAGGCAAGAGCGCAGAAUUAUGUAAGAAGGGAAGCUUCUAAGAUCACUGGUCAUAACCUGGGAGCCAACGGAAGAGUUUGUGAGGAGCAACCAUGUUCUGAAUACUCCAGUGCAAACCAUGUACAUCAUGGGAGACCUGGGGCCCUAUGGAAGUAGGCUAGGACAUCGUGAGGAUGAGUAUAUAUUGUGCACCAUUAUGGACAACAAUGGAGUUCUCUCCAUUAAACCAGACUUCAAUGAUCCUAAAGCAGCCUACAGGAUUGAGACGGAGGAGAGAAGAGGGAUCUGUGGUUAUACACCAUUCAAUAAUGUAUCUGUUGAUGUCCAGCCUGAAGAACAGAACAGGGAGAAAAAUCUCUUCAGAGAUCUGUACAACAGACACAAAGACUACCUCACUGCUUUGGUUGGAGAUGAAUUUGAAACUCCUCCUAUGGGUUUUCUUCAGGUGUUUGUGAAUGGUGAAGUAGUGUCAGCUCAUGGCUUUGAAUAUGACAACCUUUAUGUACAUUUCUUUCUUGAACUUCCAGACAAUUGGACCUGUCCUCCAAGCCAGCAGUUGUCUGGAGUGACGCAGACUUGCACUACCAAGGUCGAUGGCCAGGAGAAUGUUGCCUAUUUUUCUUAUCCAUUCAACUUUGAAAUGUCUAUAAGAAGCGAAGAUCAGCCCGAGGGUUUGCUACAGUGGCCAAUGCUUUAUUUUGGAGUGUACUCUAAUGACUUCUGGCAGAGAUAUCGUAUUGAGGGCUAUGGCUACAUCAACAUUCCUGACAGUCCAGGUAGCUAUACAAAGACAUGCCAGACUUGGAGACCAAUCUUGCCUGGAACAUCAGCAGAACUGCGGAGAUUCUUUGUUGGUGGUGCACUUGAGCUUGAAGAUAUGACUUAUGUCCGGGUCCCAAGCACAUUUAAGGGAGAGAGGCUGAGUCGCUUUGGUUUCAGAACGGAAACCACAGGAACUGUAACCUUCAAGUUUCAUUGCAUGCAGCAAUGCAGAACUUUUCUGGAUUCAAACAUGGCAAGAAAAAGAUCACAGAAUGUUCUGGACCGCAUGGGAGGACUUACUCACCAGGCUACCUUCCAUUCUGUGCUGGCGGCAUUUGGGCAUGCUCAGCACCGCAUGCAUGAAGCACGAGAGAACCUUCCAAAGGACUUGCUGCGAACAUCUGCGCUGCUGGAGUCUGAGUCAAGAACGUAACAAAUCGACCCUGGCUACACUGGCUUGAGGCAUCAUGGCCCAGAGACUCAAGUGGAGAAAUUGCUUUCAAUGUAAUUUGAAGCUGGAACACUCAUUGCUUGGUUUGCUCCCAGUUACGCUUAGUCUAUCUACAUAUGUUUCAGGCAAUGCUAAUAUCAUUGAGACAGUUGUAGAAUCAUGAAGUCAAGAGUUCUUAACUGGCCAACAUCUUUACCAUGAAUGGUCGUAUGUACAAGCUAAGGUAAGUAGUGGCAAAACAGGCCCAGGCUUGAUUAAGCCAUCUUGCAGGAUCUUCAUUAAUCCCCCAUGACACUAUAAAAUAUAUGUUGAAGAAGAUUCUUUAUAUAUGGCUUUGGAGUGCAGAUAUGUCCUGUAGAAGACAGACCUGAAGAUAUUGAGUUUGACUUCAGGUCACUGCUGGACAGGCUGAUCUCAUUAACAGCGUUAGAGGCAUGACAAAUGACAAAGCAAGUGGGAGAGAAGUUUGAGUGGUUUACAACCACCACUUCUUCACCUCCUGAUUACAGGCCCAAGAGCACUGUACAGAGAUGAUCACACAUUUGAAUUGGUUUUGCUUCUGUCAGUAUUCACCAUCCAGGUUCACUCCUGAAGAAUAGAAAGUUGGGAAAAAAUGAUCAUUGGCAGUUGGUCCUGGCAAAAAUCAUUUUGCCAGGAGAGGAUAAUUUACAAUAGGUUUUCCACGCAGGUUCAGUUCUUGCACUCAUUUAGAUUGUGGAGCGUAACAAUGAUUAUACGGAAUACUUUUCACAUAUGAACUCUGAAAACUCUGAACCAAUUAGCAACUGACAAAUAUAAACAGCACAAUGAAACUUGAAAUAUUCAGCAUAAGUUAUCAUUAUAUUCUGUUUCCUGUAGCGCUUUCAAGUGCUUAAUUUGCCAAGUGCUACCUUGGACUUCCUGACUCUGGAGUAAUUGAUUUAUAGUUAAGAGAAAAUGGACUGAAUUGGAAAAUGUAAUCUGAAAAGCAUCAGCAUAAAUCUCACUCUUUCAAAUAAAACAGAAUUUGUGUCUUUGGUGAUCCUGCCUUUUAAUCUGAUUGCUUUAUAGAUUUUCAUUAGGUUUAGGUUUGGAGACAGCACUUUGAACAAUAUAAAACUGAGACGAAGUGGCAGUGAUCGCUUUUCCAUCCAGACUUGCAGAUGGAAAAGACUAUAUUGAAGGUCCUAAAGACAUACACUAUUAUUUUAGAAAGGCUAGAUGGGAAGAUAAGCAACUAACAUCAGUUUAUUUUGAGUUGUUAUAAGUUUUGAAAAGCUGUACCAUGUCCAGAGCUGAGUAAAGCUGCAAUAAUCUGAUUAUCUGCUCUUCAUGUGAACAUAUAUCCAAACUGGAUGGUGAAGGGAUUCUUCAAAAGAUGAGAUCGUUAGAAUUUAGAAAGUCAAUUGAGGACCGAGAAACAAAAGCAAGUUGCUGUGGAAUCUGGAAAUGUGCAGCAGAUCAGGUACCAUCAGUAAGGAAUAAAACAAAAUGAGCAUUUUAGUUCUGAUAACAAGUCCUUGACCUGAAAAGUGAACUGUUUCUUUUGCCACAGAAGUUGCCUGACUUGCUGAGAAUUUUUAGGAAUUUAUGUUUUUCUUCAAACUUCCAACAAUGUCUUGCAUUUGUAUUUCGUUAAGUACUGGGAGUGUAUACAGAAUUACAGAUGUCAUCUCAUUAAAGCCUUUCAAAAUGUAACUCGUGCUACCACCUCCUUGCACACCAGAUCCCUUUGUGCACCAACAUUUAAUUACCAUUUUUUAA
Messenger RNA from Pristis pectinata (smalltooth sawfish), 3632 nucleotides. It is a transcript of the gene mks1, whose product is annotated as MKS transition zone complex subunit 1. Gene Ontology annotation, biological process: cilium assembly. The record is from RefSeq and is a predicted model, not a curated record. Gene Ontology annotation, cellular component: MKS complex. NCBI's taxonomy places the organism in Eukaryota, Metazoa, Chordata, Chondrichthyes, Rhinopristiformes, Pristidae.